Molecule: messenger RNA, 900 nt
Organism: Pogonomyrmex barbatus (red harvester ant)
Lineage: Eukaryota; Metazoa; Arthropoda; Insecta; Hymenoptera; Formicidae
Source: RefSeq, a predicted model, not a curated record
AUGAAAUAUCUUGGAGUUAUCAUUGAUACUCAUUGGCGCUUUUCGGAACACUUUAACAAUGCGGCGGUCAGGGCGGAGAGAUUUCUUAGUGCCCUUAAUGCUUUGAUGCCUAAUUUUCGUGGCCCCUCGAGUGCGAAGCGUAUGCUGUAUGCGAGCGUCAUACAUUCUGUUUUGCUCUAUGCGGCCCCUGUGUGGGCGAAAAAUCAGAUUUUUACCAAUCGUAACAUACGUUUGGUGCUUCGGGUGCAGCGUCGGGUGGCAAUUAUCUCGGCGUACUGUACUGUCUCGUACAUUGCGGCUACAUUGCUCGCUAGGAUCCCUCCGUUUCGAUUCAUUGCAGAGAACAGACUGUAUGUUUUCAAUACUAUCCGGCAGAUUGAGCGGAGAAACAAUUGUAAAAUCUCGAAUGGAGCUCGCGCGGCCAUAAAGGAUAAAGGCAACGAGAUAAUGCUCAAUAUGUGGAAGGCACACAUCGAGGGGUUGGGCCCUGGUGACCCGGCUCAACGUGUUAGGGCCAUGAUAUUUCCCCAUUUUACCGAAUGGAUGACGCGAGGUUUCGGGAACCUCACGUACAGGAUGACCCAGCUCCUUACUGGCCACGGGUGCUUUAGCGUUUACCUCAAACGGAUUGGGAGGUAUUACUCCGAUGGAUGCAAACACUGCGAGCGUGAUAGGGAUGAUGCGUCCCAUACCUUAUCGGAUUGCGACGCCUGGUCUUUCUGGCGGGACGACCUGGCGCUGAUAGUGGGGAACACUCUUAGGAAUGAUACGCUGGUCCCCAUUUUGCUUUCUGGCGAGGAGAAUUGGGGAGUAGUUUCCUCCUUCUCAGAAGAGAUUAUGUGUAUUAAGGAGGAUGCGGAGAGGAGGAAACAGCUGGCGGUGGAGGAUCCGACUGGAUAG